UACGGGAGAAAGAGGGAGAUAGAGGCUACGGCCGAUUCAGGGCUAAAAGAACACAUAAAUCAUGAAACCGUAGUAUGCUAUAUCAAGCUUAGGUUGAGUUUUAGCAUCCAAAUCGAAGGAAGAAGCCAUUUUUGGUUGAUGAGGUGAAUAAGAACUUGAUUAAGGGUUUAAAACUCGAACUUCAUGCUAAAAUUGAGGCCCAGCCUCCUCCUCGACAGCCUCCUCAUAAAAUUGAACGCAUUAGAUGAUGUUGACUCGGAUCCUCGAUACUCCCUGGGACACUUUGAUGAUGUUCAGAAGGCUCCUAGUUUACCUUCUAAAGCACCAAGAGAAAUGAAGGAACUGGACGAGAAUCAGAGUAAGAAGGGCCUUGGUGAAGUAUAUGCGGAUGAGUAUGCUCAGAAGACUGGCCUGGUUUCACUAGCGUUAUCUGUCUUAGAUGAGCAAAAAAAGGAGGUAAGUCUUCUUUUCAAGAAAUUGUGCUUGAAGUUGGAUGAUCUAUCGCAUUUCCACUUCACUCCAAAACCAGUGAUUGAAGACAUGUCUAUUCAAACAAAAGUACCUGCUUUAGCAAUGAAAGAGGUAUCAACUCUUCUAGAAACAUCUCAUUAUACAUAAUGCUGCAUCAGCUGUGGUACUGGCCAUUAGUGGUUUUGUUGGCUAAAUAUUUUAUCUUUUUUUGUUUUUUCGUGGAUGUAGAUUGCACCUUUGGCAGUCUUGGAUGCUGCCAUGCUGGCUCCGGAGGAAGUAUUUUCUGGCAAAGGAGAUAUCAAAGAAGAAGCAGAACUAACACAGGAAGAUAGAAAGAGGAGGAGAGCUCACAAGAAAAGGAACUUUAAAGGUUGCAAGAAGAGUGUACAAGUUGGUUGAAAACUAGAUUUAACAUAAUCUAGCAAAGGAUCAAGAUCAAAAGAUAUUAUUGACGGUGUAACCAUUGAUAGGUAAUAUUAUUGGUUGAUACAGUGUCUUUGACUAUCGCUUGGGACCGAAGAUUAGUUCAAAAUAGUAUUCGAUAGAUUUGAUAUCAGCACCUUUGGUGUAUGUUUGUAAAUAGUAGUUAAUGUACACUGUGCUAUUGCACACUUUUGGUUUUUAGGAUUUGUUUAGUGUAUACGUAAAUAUAAUUUACGGGAUAUAAAACAGGCAAAUGACGGAUUUAUAAGUAGGUCAUGCCGAGUUUUUGGUAGAUUUGCUAACGUUAUUACGGGUGUAAAUCAAUGGAUAAUAUAUGUCGGUCUCCACAAGUAUAAGUAUCUUCCCUGGACAAUGGCAGUCAAAAUUUUCAAGCAUGAUGGGAUAGUUCUAUUAAUCUUGUUCAUUGACAAGUCUAGGAUUUGAAGGUUCACGAGAUGACAUAGUUUUAUAGGGAUGGGUCCGAAGAAGUUGUUUGAUCUUAGGCUAAGAGCAACUCUCUCAUUGUCAAAGCACUUGUUGAUGACACCAUUAGCAUCUGUUUCUACUGCCAAUUGGGUGCCAAGAGAUGCAGCAGCAAUUGUAUUCUCAAGUCGUAGCAAGAAAAGUGAGAAAAUAAGAAAAACAAAAUUGAUUGGUAUUUAGUCAUGCAUCCAAGCUAAACGUUGAAAAUUUGUCCAAAGGAUAUGGUAUUAACUGCAUGUUUAUGUUAUGAUGUUACACUACAAUAAAUAUGAACCUUUUAAUGU
Molecule: messenger RNA, 1661 nt
Organism: Cynara cardunculus var. scolymus (artichoke)
Lineage: Eukaryota; Viridiplantae; Streptophyta; Magnoliopsida; Asterales; Asteraceae
Product: U3 small nucleolar ribonucleoprotein protein mpp10-like
Exons: 9
Coding region: 184-618 (144 amino acids)
Biological process (GO): rRNA processing
Cellular component (GO): nucleus; sno(s)RNA-containing ribonucleoprotein complex; Mpp10 complex
Source: RefSeq, a predicted model, not a curated record